UGCCGGGAGCGGCGCCGGGCCCGGAGCGGGAGCGGCCCCGGGAGCGGCCCCGGCCCCGCCAUGUGGUUCAUGUACGUGCUCAGCUGGCUGUCCCUGCUCGUGCAGGUGGCCUUUGUCACCCUGGCCAUCGCGGCCGGGCUCUACUACCUGGCAGAACUGAUCGAGGAAUACACCGUGGUCACCAGGAGGAUCAUCAAAUACAUGAUCUGGUUUUCCUCAGCAGUGCUGGUGGGGCUGUACCUGUUCGAGCAAUUCCCGGCGUUCCUGGUGGGGAUGGGGCUCUUCACCAACCUGGUGUAUUUUGGAUUGCUCCAGACUUUUCCUUUCAUCGUGCUCACCUCCUCCAACUUCAUCCUGAGCUGUGUUCUGGUCGUGGUCAAUCACUACCUGGCAUUCCAAUACUUUGCUGAGGAAUUUUACCUCUUCUCUGAGGUCCUGGCCUAUUUCACCUUCUGCCUGUGGCUGAUCCCCUUCGCCUUCUUCGUGUCGCUGUCGGCCGGGGAGAACGUCCUGCCCUCAACAGUGCAGCCAGGAGACGACGUCGUCUCCAAUUAUUUCACCAAGGGGAAGCGCGGGAAGCGCUCCGGGAUCCUCCUGAUCUUCUCCUUCAUCAAGGAAGCCAUCCUGCCCAGCAGGCAGAAAAUCUACUGAGCUUUGGGAAUAUUUGGGAAUAUCCCAAAGAUCCAGGGCUGGGAUAUCCCAAACUCUGCCCAGGGCUCCUCUCUCUGCUUUUUCCUGCCGGGAAUUCCUCGGAAAUUCCCAGAUUUGGACACUCCUGGAGGUGCCAACAACACUUGGAGCUUUCCCUGCUGAUCUUUGGGAAAUGAUCCCAUGGGAAAUGUUGGGAUGGAUGAGCCCAUUUUGGGAAUUUUGGGAAUUAUUUCCCCAAUUCCUUGGAGUUUUUUUCAGAGCUGCUCCUUCCGCUUUUUCCCGACGGUUUCACAGAGCCAGGAAUUAAAAAAACAAACAAAAAAACCCAGGAAAAAUUGGGAUAAAUCCAGAGGAUUCCACACA
Molecule: messenger RNA, 1014 nt
Organism: Catharus ustulatus (Swainson's thrush)
Lineage: Eukaryota; Metazoa; Chordata; Aves; Passeriformes; Turdidae
Gene: TEX261
Product: testis expressed 261
Exons: 6
Coding region: 61-651 (196 amino acids)
Biological process (GO): endoplasmic reticulum to Golgi vesicle-mediated transport
Cellular component (GO): Golgi membrane; COPII-coated ER to Golgi transport vesicle; endoplasmic reticulum membrane
Molecular function (GO): COPII receptor activity
Source: RefSeq, a predicted model, not a curated record